GGCUGGUGGCGCAUGCGCAUUGGUGGGGAAGGGCGAACCUGGCGGCUGGGGUGUUUCCGCGCAUGCGCCGAAGGCCAUGAGUGCGGCGGCGGUAGUUGGGGCGCGAUCCCUGAGAGGCCACCCCCUCCUGAGGGGGGUACGGCGAUGGUGGUGGGGUUGGGGCGGGUGGUGCCGCUGGCUCUGGGCGCUGUCAGCGGGAUCCGCCGCCGCCGCUGCUUCGCCUUCCGCCGGCCCUUCCUCGGGUUCUGGCGCACUGAGCCCCUUCGACCGGCGGCUGAAGCGGAAGCAGAAGAACUGGGCGGCGCUGCAGGCCGAGCCCGCUAAGUGCGAGUACCUGCGGGAGGAGGUCGGUGGCAGGAUAGUGGACAGGGUGUUCGACAUCACCAGAACAUUUCCUCUUGCUUUGGAUGUUGGCUCUGGAAGAGGUUACAUAGCUCAACAUUUAACUAAGGAAACCAUUGAAAAACUUAUUCAGGUUGAUACUGCAGAGAAUGCUUUAAAAAAUGCUGUAGAAUCUGAAAUCCCUACUGUCAGUGUUGUAGCUGAUGAGGAAUUCCUUCCUUUCAAAGAAGAUACGUUUGAUCUUGUUGUUAGCAGCUUAAGUUUACAUUGGGUGAAUGACCUUCCCAGAGCUUUUAGAGAGAUUCACCAAGUUCUUAAGCCAGAUGGAGUAUUCAUUGGUGCAAUGUUUGGGGGGGACACUCUGUAUGAGCUUCGCUGCUCUCUGCAGCUAGCAGAAUUGGAGAGGGAAGGGGGAUUUUCUCCUCACGUAUCACCAUUCACCGCUGUCUCUGAUCUGGGACAUCUGCUGUCGAGAGCUGGCUUUAACACCCUGACUGUGGAUACUGAUGAAAUUCAAGUCAACUACCCAGGGUUGUUUGAGGUUAUGGAAGACUUGCAAGGUAUGGGGGAGAGUAAUUGCUCUUGGAAUAGAAAACCUCUGCUACACCGAGAGACCAUGUUGGCAGCUGCUGCAAUAUACCGAGAAAUGUAUGGAAAUAGCGAUGGCUCAGUACCAGCCACGUUUCAGAUCUACUACAUGAUUGGCUGGAAAUUCCAUGAAUCACAGGCAAGACCAGCCCAGAUUGGUUCUGCAACAGUUUCAUUUGGAGAUCUGGCAAAAAUAGAUGUACUCCUUUCAAGAGGAAAAAAAUAGUUCUUUAUCAGAAAUAAUAGUUGUCUUGAAGUUUCUAUAAAACUUCUCUUUGCAGAUAGUCUUGUGUUUAUUUUGUGACAACAUUCUGAAAUUAUAAUCAUCUGCACGCAGCAGGGUUUUUGUGUUUUUACUGGCUGGGCAUCAGCUGUGUACAAUUGUGUUCAUUUUUUGUUUCUAGAGAAAUACUUGAGUGAUAUUCUAAGUGAAUACAUGCUCUCCAAACUUUUGAUUAAAUUACUCUUCUCAAAUGUAA
Molecule: messenger RNA, 1409 nt
Organism: Phalacrocorax carbo (great cormorant)
Lineage: Eukaryota; Metazoa; Chordata; Aves; Suliformes; Phalacrocoracidae
Source: RefSeq, a predicted model, not a curated record